AAGGAUCGUCGAGGUCAAAAACUGACACCGAGGAACUGCAGGGAACCCGAAGACACACUCAGUCUCUCUCUAGGUCAGGGCGCUUCUCUUUCUCUCUCCUCCAAAGAGCCAGUGUCCGCUUUUUCCCACACUCAUAGCGACGAAUGCUUCAAACCUUCUCAAAACGACACCCUCCUAAUCACAAAACGACAAGGCCCAACAUUGCUCAUCUCCAAGGCACGUAGCUUUCUCACUUCUUUCUCUCUCUGUCUCCUCUCUCUCCCGUACUCCAUUUCUUUUACAGCUUCGAGAGAGAGGUUGACUUUGGUGGCGUUGGCGGCGGCGGUGGUGGUGAUCGUGAAAUGGACCCUUCAGUUCUCGACGACAUAAUCAAUCGGCUUCGCGAAGUUCGUCUUCGACCCGGGAAGCAGGUGCAGUUAUCGGAGUCAGAGAUCCGGCAACUCUGUGUAGUUUCUAGGGAGAUUUUCUUAAAACAGCCCAAUUUGUUGGAGCUAUGUGCACCCAUCAAGAUUUGCGGUGAUAUACAUGGUCAAUAUUCGGAUCUUUUAAGGCUUUUCGACUAUGGUGGAUUCCCUCCUCAAGCCAAUUACUUAUUUUUGGGGGAUUACGUAGAUCGCGGCAAGCAAAGCCUAGAGACUAUAUGUCUUCUCCUUGCAUAUAAAAUAAGAUAUCCUGAAAACUUCUUCCUCUUGAGAGGAAACCAUGAAUGUGCAUCUAUAAACCGUAUAUACGGAUUUUAUGAUGAGUGUAAGAGAAGAUUUAAUGUCAGGUUGUGGAAGAUCUUCACUGAUUGUUUUAAUUGUCUGCCAGUGGCAGCCCGGAUUGAUGAUAAAAUUCUCUGCAUGCAUGGGGGACUUUCCCCUGAUUUGCAUAAUUUGGAUCAGAUUAGAAAUUUACAACGCCCAACUGAUGUACCAGACACAGGAUUGCUCUGUGAUCUUCUCUGGUCAGAUCCCAGUAACGAUAUUCAAGGUUGGGGAAUGAAUGACAGGGGAGUUUCUUAUACAUUCGGCCCUGACAAAGUGACAGAGUUUCUUGAGAAGCAUGAUCUGGACCUUGUUUGUCGUGCUCAUCAGGUUGUAGAGGAUGGUUAUGAAUUCUUUGCAAACCGGCAACUUGUAACCAUAUUUUCGGCGCCUAAUUAUUGUGGGGAGUUUGAUAAUGCUGGUGCCAUGAUGAGUGUGGACGACACUCUAAUGUGCUCUUUCCAAAUAUUAAAACCUGCAGUUAAGAAGUUAAAGUUCAGCUUUGGAAGCACUACUACCACUAAGCCUGGAAAUUCUCCAGAAGUCUUUGGGAGCACAACUACAACUAAGCCAGGAAACACUCCAACUGGAGUCAAGUCCUUCCUCGGUGCAAAAGUAUGAGAAUUUGAUUUUGGUGGGAUACAGGAGCUGCCAUUCAACAAUUGGUUCGUGGACAUUGCCAAACUAGCUGCAAAAGGGCACUCGAGGUCCAUUUAAUUACAGAUAAUUGAUGGAAGUGUAUAAAUUAUGAAAGGAAAUAUCAGAAAGCUAAUGCAAAAGUUUUAUUCUCCUUGAUAUAAAGUUGGGUUUGAAGAAAGAAGGCUGUAAUCUCUUCGUUUCUUGUACACUAAUGGUUGCUUAAGCUGUUUCUAUGAACAAUCGCAGUGUGCCUUUGAUUCAUCUUUGCUCCAAGACUAUGAAGAAGGUCAAAAACAUUAUUGCCAA
Molecule: messenger RNA, 1691 nt
Organism: Vitis vinifera (wine grape)
Lineage: Eukaryota; Viridiplantae; Streptophyta; Magnoliopsida; Vitales; Vitaceae
Product: serine/threonine-protein phosphatase PP1
Exons: 4
Coding region: 342-1367 (341 amino acids)
Cellular component (GO): nucleus; cytoplasm
Molecular function (GO): protein serine/threonine phosphatase activity
Source: RefSeq, a predicted model, not a curated record